UUAAGGUCAGAGGGCAUGGGUUCAAAUGCCGGCUCCGCCUAUUGUCAGCUGGGUGACGCUGGGCCUCGGGGAGUCAUUCCUUCAAUGCACUUAGGCAGAAAUAUGGAAGAAAGAGGGGGGAUCGCGCUCCGCCGUUACCAUCUACUCCGGUUUCUUUGCCUGUUGAUGUUCAGUUUGGACCCUCUUGUUUGUGCCUUGCUGGAAUCCGUCCUUGACCGAGGUGUCAACCUGAAGGUUCGUUACGUCAGCAAACUGAACAGCAGCCAAGGUUACUGUGAAAAGAAAAUGAAAAUGGAGUCAUUUGCAGCAUGGAGUCUUUCCACAGAAAAACUAGGAAUCUUGCCAAUCGAUCCUAUUGAAGAAAACUAUGUCCGUGAAGUGAAACACUGCAUUUUUUCCAUUGUCUAUCCCACUCCUUUCCAAUCAAGAGUAUAUCUGGCAGCAGUUUCAAAGGAAGUUUUGGAAGACAUUUUAGAUCUUGAUAUAUCUAUCUCCAAGACGGAUGAUUUUAUACAACUUGUAAGUGGUGGGAAAAUAGUGUCUGAGUCUGUUCCACUGGCUCACAGAUAUGGAGGUCAUCAGUUUGGAACCUGGGCAGGACAGCUUGGGGAUGGAAGAGCCCAUCUUAUUGGCAUCUACACCAACAGGCACGGUGAGCAAUGGGAACUCCAGUUAAAAGGCUCAGGAAGGACCCCAUACUCAAGAAAUGGUGAUGGAAGAGCUGUGCUUCGUUCCUCAGUGAGAGAGUUUUUGGGUAGUGAGGCCAUGCAUUAUCUUAGGAUUCCAACAAGCAGAGCUGUAAGCCUAGUUGUUAGUUAUGAUGAUGUGUGGAGAGAUCAGUUCUACAAUGGAAAUGUAGGAAAAGAAAGAGGUGCAAUAGUCCUGCGUAUUGCAAAAUCAUGGUUUCGUAUUGGAUCAUUAGAAAUUUUGGCUCAUUAUGGGGAAAAGGAUUUAUUAAGGACAGUAUUAGAUUUUGUCAUACAGGAACACUUUACUUUAAUAGAUGUGAAUGAUCACAACAGCUACUUGGAUUUUUUCUCGGCUGUUGUGUCUGAAACCACAAGUCUUAUUGCUUUAUGGAUGUCUGUGGGUUUUGCUCAUGGUGUUUGUAAUACUGAUAACUUCAGUUUGUUGUCCAUUACAAUAGACUAUGGUCCUUUUGGUUUCAUGGAAUCCUACGACCCAAAUUUUGUUCCAAACACGUCUGAUGAUGAAAGGAGAUAUAAAAUAGGCAAUCAGGCCAGUGUUGGGUUGUUUAAUCUGAACAAGCUAUUACAAGUUCUAAAUCCUUUAUUGGAUCCUGGACAGAAACAGCUUGCUGCUCAGAUUCUUGAGAGAUAUCCUGAUCUUUAUAAUAAAAGAAUUAAGGAGCUCUUCAAAGCCAAAUUGGGUUUCCUUGGAGAGAGGAAAGGUGAUGGCUAUUUGAUUGCAUUUCUUCUACAACUCAUGGAAGAGACAAAAGCUGAUUUUACAAUGACAUUUCGGCAGCUCAGUGAGAUUACUCAGGAGCAGCUUCAGGAGCUCAACAUUCCUCAGGAAUUUUGGGCAUUGAAGGACAUUUCAGAACAUAAGCUCUUUCCUGACUGGGUGACCAUGUAUCUUUUGAGACUGCAGAGUAACUUGGAUGACUCAGAUGCUGAGAGAAGAAAAAGGAUGACAAGUGUCAACCCUAGAUAUGUACUUAAGAACUGGAUGGCAGAAUCUGCAGUGAGAAAAGCUGAAAUGAAUGAUUUUUCGGAGGUUCGUUUUCUCCAUCAAGUUCUCCAGCGUCCUUUCCAGAGCCAGACUGCAGCGGAGAAAGCAGGAUACUCUUCCCCUUCCCCUUCCUGGGCCAAAGAUCUCCGGGUCAGCUGUUCAUCGUGAAAAAGAGCCCCGAAGCAAGAAACGUUAUAGAAAAUAGAUCUGAGAAGACGUUCACGACAAAGUGCUUCACAGUGCCGGGCUUGCAUUUUGAUAGUACAUUUCGACAUGAUGACAGGAGAAAUAAAUGAUGAAUGGGGCCAAAAUAUUAGCUUCUGGGUUCCUUCUGUGAAAUCAUCCUUGGAUU
Tachyglossus aculeatus (Australian echidna) is the source of this 2047-nucleotide messenger RNA. Its product is annotated as protein adenylyltransferase SelO-like. The transcript has 20 exons. NCBI's taxonomy places the organism in Eukaryota, Metazoa, Chordata, Mammalia, Monotremata, Tachyglossidae. Bases 16 to 1863 code for a protein of 615 amino acids. The record is from RefSeq and is a predicted model, not a curated record.